Molecule: messenger RNA, 4524 nt
Organism: Labeo rohita (rohu)
Lineage: Eukaryota; Metazoa; Chordata; Actinopteri; Cypriniformes; Cyprinidae
Gene: trim3b
Product: tripartite motif containing 3b
Exons: 13
Coding region: 283-2601 (772 amino acids)
Biological process (GO): proteasome-mediated ubiquitin-dependent protein catabolic process; protein polyubiquitination; negative regulation of translation
Molecular function (GO): translation repressor activity; zinc ion binding; ubiquitin protein ligase activity
Source: RefSeq, a predicted model, not a curated record
UUCUCCUUCAUGCUUUCAUUCUUUCCAUCCAUCUCGUGGGUUUAUCAUGCUGUUGUUCACGUAGCUUUGAGAAGGACUGUCUGUGAUGAAUAAUUCACUGCAGUGUCUGGCCUCUCCCUUUCAGUCAGCUGGGCAUCUCUGACACACGCAUGCACAAACACACACACGCGAUUGCAAACACCCGCCAGGAUUUCAGCGCUUAUGUAAAACAACAGUGUGCUGGGAAAUGUAUAGAUGUGCAUCUAGGUUAAGGUGUGUCCUGGCCCCCGGCCCCCUCUGUGGAUGUCUGUCACCAUGGCAAAGUUUGAGACCGGCCGCACAAGCCCAGUGGUCCGCCAGAUAGACAAGCAGUUCCUGGUGUGUAGUAUCUGUCUGGACCACUACCACAACCCCAAAGUCCUGCCCUGCCUGCACACCUUCUGCGAAAGGUGUCUACAGAACUACAUUCCCCCUCAGUCCUUGACGUUGUCCUGCCCAGUGUGCAGACAGACCUCUAUCUUACCAGAGAAAGGUGUGGCGGCACUACAGAACAACUUCUUCAUCACAAACCUUAUGGAGGUGCUGCAGAGAGACCCAGAAUGUUCUCGGCCGGAGGCCUGCAGCGUGCUGGAGUCUGUCAGCGCAGCAGCCGCUGGGAAACCGCUCUCCUGUCCCAAUCACGAGGGCAAGGUGAUGGAGUUUUACUGCGAGUCGUGUGAGACGGCCAUGUGCCUGGACUGCACGGAGGGGGAACAUAGGGAGCAUGUGACCGUUCCACUGCGGGAUGUUCUAGAACAACACAAAGCAGCGCUGAAGAACCAGCUUGAUGCUAUUCGCAACAGGCUUCCCCAACUAACAGCUGCCAUUGAGCUGGUGAAUGAAAUCUCUCAACAGCUGAUAGAGAGGAAGAACGAAGCCGUCAAUGAGAUCAACAUGACAUUUGAGGAGCUUGAGAGAGCGUUGCACCAACGCAAAGCUGCGCUCAUUACCGAUCUGGAGAACAUUUGUAGCACCAAGCAGAAGGUGCUUCAGACGCAGCUUUCGUCCCUUCUGCAGGGAAAAGAGCACAUCCAGAGCAGCUGCAGCUUCACUGAGCAGGCCUUGAACCACGGCAGCGCCACCGAAGUGCUGCUGGUCCAAAAGCAGAUGAGCGAGCGUGUGAGCGCCCUUGCCUGUCACGACUUCCCUGAACGGCCGCACGAGAACGCCCACUUGGACUGCCAGAUAGAGACAGAAGGCCUGCGACGCUCUAUCCAGAACCUGGGUGUCCUGCUGACGACAGGUGCCGUGGGACACACGAGUGUGGCCACAGGAGAAGGGCUCAGACAUGCGCUGGUCGGUCAGCACGUGACUAUAACUGUUACCACUAAGGAUAAAGACAGCGAGCUCGUGCGGACCGGUAACGCGGUCCUCCGAGCGGAGAUAACGGGGCAGGACGGAGUUCGGGCGACUGAGGUGGAAGUCGUGGACAAUAAAAACGGAACGUAUGAGGUAGGGUACACAAUUAAGAGUGAAGGGGAGUACUCAUUCUCUCUGAUGCUGUAUGGACAGCCUGUGCGGGGCAGCCCGUUCAGACUGCGGGCGAUAAAGCCCUCAGACGUGCCCCAGUCUCCGGAUGAUGUGAAGAGGAGGGUAAAAUCUCCUAGCGGAACAGGAGGACACAUUAGGCAGAAAGCCGUAAGGAGACCCUCCAGCAUGUACAGCACUACCAAAAAGAAGGAAAACCCCAUUGAGGAUGAGCUCAUUUAUAGAGUAGGCUCUCGUGGACGGGAGAAGGGAGAGUUCACUAAUCUACAGGGCAUCUCUGCUUCCAAUAAUGGGAGGGUCAUUGUAGCAGACAGCAACAACCAGUGUAUACAGGUGUUUACCAAUGAUGGGCAGUUCAAAGCACGCUUCGGGGUCAGGGGUCGUUCUCCGGGACAACUGCAGAGGCCGACAGGAGUGGCAGUCGACACAAAUGGAGACAUUAUAGUAGCCGAUUAUGAUAACAGAUGGAUCAGCAUCUUCUCCCCUGAUGGGAAAUUCAAGAAUAAAAUCGGUGCAGGCCGUCUGAUGGGACCCAAAGGAGUGGCUGUGGACAGGAACGGUCAUAUCAUCGCAGUGGACAAUAAAGCCUGCUGCGUGUUCAUCUUCCAAUCUAAUGGCAAACUGGUGACCAAGUUUGGAGCCAGAGGCACUUCAGACAGACAAUUCGCAGACAAAAGUGGUGCAAAGUUUGCACUGGAGCAAAAGUUUAGUAAAUCUGGCCCUGGGUUCAGUCCGCACUUUGUUGCUGUCAACAACAAGAAUGAAAUUGUGGUGACAGACUUUCAUAACCACUCUGUCAAGGUCUACAGUGCAGAUGGGGAGUUUCUGUUUAAAUUCGGGUCCCAUGGAGAGGGUAACGGCCAGUUUAAUGCCCCCACAGGGGUAGCUGUUGAUGUUAACGGCAACAUCAUUGUAGCAGACUGGGGCAACAGCAGAAUACAGGUGUUUGACAGCUCAGGCUCAUUCCUCUCCUACAUCAACACAAGUGCUGACCCUCUGUAUGGGCCGCAGGGCCUCGCUUUAACCUCCGACGGCCACGUUGUGGUGGCCGAUUCUGGUAAUCACUGUUUCAAAGUCUACCGGUACCUGCAGUAACACCUCAGGUACUACCACAAGGUGCCACAAACUCUCCUACAACUUCGGUUCAUCACAGUUUGCAUAGUCAUAUCAGCGAAAUCCUCAGCCAAACCAGAGAGGAAGAAUCGAGUGAACAAAAUGCACUUUUGUUUCAUCUUCUGCUGAUGUUCUAAAAACAAAGAACUGCUUCUUUACUAAACCAGGAAUGUUGAUUGUAAAUAACAGAAACCAUAUCAAAAAGCACAGAUUCUUACUAGAAAUCAUGUAAGUUGUGUAUAAAUAAAAAAAUCUAUAUAUAUAGCAGCAUUUUGUUUAUCGCCAUCUUAAACCCUUGAAGAAAAGUCAACUAUUUCCAAAAAUUCCUCUCCUGUUUCAUAGUGACUGACCUUCCCAUGACUGCAACAGUUGUGUAUUUUAAUGCUUACAUUCUGCGUUUGUAAAUAUACAAAUUUGUGUACAUAUUUGGUGUAUGUAACAUGUAAAUGACACUGGCUUCUCGUAUUGUCCUACGACAGCAUUUGCCACUGAGAUUUCACUCUACCUGAGCUAUUCGGUGAGCGCUUUCAGUUCACAUCAUUCAGAGCUGAUCAUCCCUCACAGACAUCAACAGCACAGGAAGUGAUGCGCAUCCCUGCUGUGCUCUUUAAAAAAUAGCCACUAAGCAAAAGGAGCCAAAAAGGACAUAUUUUUUCCAUUCCAAAUUAUUUAUUUUUCUAAAGCACAAGGCUACUUUACAUGUUGAAAAAAUCCAGCUGAAUGAGGAAAUAUAAAUAGAAAUAUAACCAAACCCAAGUAUUUCACGUAUAUUGCCUCAGAUUUUUAAUGUUCUCUAAAGAUGAUCAGCUAUGUGGAAUUCUAUCUCUUCUCUGUAAAUAAUCGUACGGGCGCUUUGUGUUCACAGUGUAGCAACCAAAUGUUGUCUUUAGUCAGUAUUAUAGUUUAUGCUUCAUUUGUCUAUUUAUUUAAUGUUUUGUACACAUUUUUGUCCUUCAUCACCAGCGAAUGAUUUUAAAAUCACCUCCCUUUAAUUUUGUGGAGUUUUGUCUCUUUGAAGGUUAUGUGACACAACGUCUCCUUAAUAGGCUACUCUAUGAUUCUAUACAAGGUUAAUGAACGGUGGCUCACAGUUGAAACGGUGAACGUAUAUCUUAAUAUCUGUGCAAAGAACAUUUUUGCAUGUUACUGAUUUUACUAGCAUUGGCAUAUGGUUUUUUGCAGCGGCGAGAUACCUGUAAUGGUUUGCUAUUGCCAGGCUGGAAAUGAAAAAAUAAUGUAAUAACCAAAAAUAAAUAAUCUGUACUGUAUAUUGAUUUAUAAUAUAUGCGAAUUGCAAGUUGACACAAUUAGUUGCUUCAGUCGCGAUAAAGGCCCGUUCACAGUAAGAAUGAUAACUGUAACUAUAAUUUUAACAAUAAAAUUGCUUUAAGUUGUUGUUAAGUUUACAGUUUUUGCAAUCAGUGUUGUUGCAAUUUAGAAUCCACAAGCCCAGGAAUUUUACAUGAGAGCAAAAGAAGAUUUUGUAAAUUCAAGUUGGUCACAUGAAUUUAAAAGCUGCUUGUUUUCAAAGUGUGAACUGUGCUUUAUGGAACCCAAAAUUAUUAAAAUGGACUUUUUCCUUAAUUUUGCUAGUUUCACCACAAAGUCAGACCACAGCAAUAUUAUUGGACAGUGCGAUUUUUACCCAUUGAUAAAAUCAUUGCCAUCCAGCCAUUUUUACAGUAAACAAUGUUAUUGUCCAUUGUUAAUAGCCUACAGUUUAUAUUCUUUUUGUGAACGGACCUUAACUCUAUCCAAUGCAUGAACUAGUGCUUGGACAGAUGAUUUAGUAAAUGUGCUUCAUCAGUUUAAAAAACAACCAAGAUCUUGUAUAACAUGAAGAAUCAACCGUAUGUUCAUUUUACUGGUCAAUUAUUGCAGUUUGAAAUAAAACUGUAAAAACAA